CACCUCAUUCUCAGAGCUCCUGCUUCUCGGCUUUCUUUCAUAGCUUACGUUGGAGGGUGCUGCUUCUGUUGGCAGUUGGCUGGGGGAGAUCGAGAGAGAGAGAGUCUUCUUCUACUGACCUGUUAAGUAACUUUUAAUGACUGUUGGAUCCAGACUCCGCGAACGGAAGGGAGAUUCAAGCCUCCGGGAUGGCGUUCAGAGAGACCAUGGCUCCUUGGCCUGAGCUGGAAAAUGCCCAGCAUAACCCCGAUAAAUACAUCGAAGGGGCCACUAGUCAACAGUCAACCACGGCUACGAAAGAAAAGGAGACCGACAAAAAUGACACCGAGACCUCUGUAACCAAGAUUGGACUUCUGCCAUCCCGCUCCACCGUGGCACUGAUAGAGGAGCCCAAGGCGGAGCCCACAGAGGUGGAAGACCCCUGGGAUCUACCCGAGCUUAAGAAAAAGGGGAUCAAGUGGUCAGAGAGAGACACCAAAGGGAAGCUUCUGUGUGUUUUCCAAGGGAUUGGGAAAUUCAUUCUGCUUCUGGGAUUCCUCUACUUGUUCGUAUGCUCCUUGGACAUUCUCAGCAGCGCCUUCCAGCUGGUUGGAGGAAAAGUGGCCGGGCAGUUCUUCAGCAACAACUCUAUUAUGUCCAACCCCGUGGCAGGGCUGAUGAUUGGAGUGCUGGUGACCGUCAUGGUGCAGAGCUCUAGCACCUCCACAUCCAUUGUCGUCAGCAUGGUGGCCUCCUCACUGCUGACCGUGAAAGCUGCCAUCCCCAUUAUCAUGGGAGCUAACAUUGGGACCUCGAUCACCAACACUCUUGUGGCACUCAUGCAGGCGGGAGACCGGAAUGUGUUCAGAAGGGCUUUCGCGGGGGCCACCGUCCAUGACUUCUUCAACUGGCUCUCCGUGCUGGUGCUCCUGCCCGUGGAAGCUGCCACUGGUUACCUGGAGGUCCUGACCAACCUGAUACUGGAGUCCUUCCAUUUCAAGAGCGGAGAAGAUGCCCCGGCAUUUCUGAAAGUCAUCACGGAUCCUGUCACAAAGCAAAUUAUCCAGCUAGAUAACAAAGUUAUCAACCAAAUUGCAAUGAAUGAUCCAACAGCCCAAAACAAGAGUCUAAUCAAGAUUUGGUGCAAAACUCUAACCAACGUGACUCAGGUGAAUGUGACCGUCCCCUCGACUGAGAACUGCACUUCCCCUUCCUCCUGCUGGACAGAUGGUUUCCACACCUGGACCAUCAAGAACGUGACCUACCAGGAGAACAUUGCCAAAUGCCAGCACAUCUUUGUGAAUUCUACCCUCCCGGAUCUUUUCGUCGGCAUCAUCCUGCUGGUAACCUCCCUGUUUGUGCUCUGUGGCUGUCUGAUCCUGAUCGUCAAGAUCCUGGGCUCUGUGCUCGAGGGACAAGUAGCUGCUGUCAUCAAGAAGACCAUCAACACCGAUUUCCCUUUUCCUUUUGCCUGGCUGACUGGCUACCUGGCCAUCCUCGUGGGGGCAGUCAUGACUUUCAUCGUGCAAAGCAGCUCAGUGUUCACGUCUACGAUGACCCCACUGAUCGGCGUCGGUGUGAUAAGCAUCGAGAGGGCGUAUCCACUCACGCUGGGUGCCAACAUUGGCACCACCACCACCGCCAUUAUGGCCGCUUUGGCCAGUCCUGGCAACACUCUGAGGAGCUCACUCCAGAUUGCCCUGUGCCACUUUUUCUUCAACAUCACAGGCAUCUUACUGUGGUACCCAAUCCCGUUCACUCGCCUGCCCAUCCGCCUGGCCAAGGGGCUGGGUAACAUCUCAGCUAAGUACCGCUGGUUUGCCAUCUUCUACCUGGUCCACCUCUUCCUCGUACUCCCACUGACAGUGUUUGGCCUCUCGUUGGCUGGGUGGCCAGUGCUGGUGGGUGUGGGGGUGCCCAUCGUUUUAGUGCUCCUUCUGGUGUUGGUCCUCAAGCUCCUGCAGUCCCGCUGCCCAGGCAUCCUGCCCAAGAAGCUCCAGACUUGGAACUUCCUGCCCUUGUGCAUGCGCUCGCUGAAGCCCUGGGACCGCAUGGUCUCCCUGUGGUCCAGCUACUGCGAGAGACGCUGCUGCUGCUGCUGCCGCGUCUGCUGCCGUCUCUGCUGCCGCGUCUGCUGCCUGCUGUGCUGCCCGUGCUGCCGCUGUAGCAAGUGCUGCCGGGAACUGGAGGAGGUGCAGGACGCCCACAUCAAGGCCCCCGAGGCCUUUAAUAAUGACAUCGCCAUAGUCAGAGAGGCCCAGGAUGGGGCCCCCAAGUCCCCAGUGGAUGCCCUGGACACAAGCACCACCUCUAGCAGCACGGCCUUGUAGGGGCCGCCCGGUGACCGGCCAAGGGGCCCGCAUCUCACAUGCUCCUGCGCCCUCCUGGUUCUGCGCGUCUUUCUCCAUCUCACUGAGAAAUGUCACCGUCGUCAGUUCUGACUCUCAUUCCCCUUUGCACAGUGCGUCAACCUGCACUGUAGUUUUAUACCCACCGCUUCUCCCUGGGUCUUCCACUCCCACGAGGGUGCAGAAUGAUACUGAAAAGAGAAUUAGACAAUGAAACUCAACUAGAGAGAUGAGCACACCCGCCCACCCCUGCACACACUGGGUUGGUCAAUAGGACUUAUUUUCAUAUGUAACCAUCCUCUGAAGUCCCAAAGGAGUAAUUUAUGGGAGUUUCUUAAAGGCGUACACACAUGCUUUUCUAACUGACAAAACUCGGACAUCUCUCCUUUACUGAAGACUGGCUUCAACCAAAGGCAGCUGCUCCCGUGUCCUUGCCCCAGAACAGCCCGGUUCCGGGGAAAUAAUGUAAUCGUCUGGAGACCCAAAGGAGACCACAGGCAUGGGCCUUUCUCUUCCCAGUGCUCCUCAAGCCCCCUGUCAGGCUUUCCUCAUCUGGGCAUGUGUGGCUAGUCCAUUUCACCUGCUGUGUCCUUGAGUUUCUGGGAUGGGAGCCACAUUAAAGCUACAGAGAGAUCAGGAUGCACGUUAGCUCACCUGUCGCUCUAUCUUCCUGAGAGGACAGUGGCCUGUUCCCGAGCUGGGCAGGUGGAGGAUGAGAGCGAGGCAGUGGAGAGCAUUGGGGGGGAGGAGGGGUGGAGGGCGGGGUGGGGAUGGUUUAUGCGCUAAAACGGCCUGGGGUUCUUAAUUUGGCUAUUUUGGAAGCCAAAUUGACUGUAGCUAAAGCCUAGUGCUACUCUUGGACUCAGGUUCUCUUGAGUCCCAGGAAGCACCUGAGCACGGGACAGUUUUACACUUCUGUCUCCUUGCUCUGUGUGCAAGAUGACUGGGUCAGAUUUUGGUAAGCUUCCAUCCAACCACUUAUCCAUCCAUCUAAGCCAGAUGUGCUUUGGAGUUUUGAAACUCUUCCAAACAUUCUGCCAUAUUCCCAUAUAGAUGAACUUUAAUUUCUUGCCUUCUCUCCGUGCCUGCAAAGCUCCAGACUUUUCUCUGAGGGUGGAAACUGGAGGCUGGCUGGUCUCCCACAGAACUGUGAUCAUCAGGUAGCAGUAGGGUUCUUGUGCGUCUGUACAUCCAAGGGGUAUGGUCCUUCUUGUUCCAGAUGCCUUCUAGAGCCCCCUGUUGUAUUUACGCCCCCUCCCUCCACUGCUCCUCGCCCCCAACAACUCAAUCCUCCCUGGAGAGAGUGAGCUUCGACCUAGUCUGGGGAAGGAGGGGUUGGUGGCACCUUACUCCCUGACCCUGCCCUUUCCCAUCCUAACUUACCCUUAACAGGUCAGGGCACCAAACUGAGCCCGCCCCUGACCUUUCCUCCGUGUAGAUACCGAUUCCAUAACAGCCAUUUAUACGCCAUAUUUAUAGCCACGCACCUGUACAGCAUUUUUCAUAACUUAUAUAGUAAAUAGUAGUGCAAUGUGUUUUGUAGGGCUCUCAUUUGGAAAUGAGGCUGGGUUCUAUCAGAUGGAAAGACCACUUUUGUAUUUUUUUGAUAAUCUACCUUUUCAAAGUGCCUGUUAGCCACGCCCAUGCCUCACUCUAAAUAUUGUAAGCUAAACCUGGGCGGGGCUGUGGCCCUCUUUGCACUCUGAUUUUUAAAAAUUGGAUCCUUGUACCUGUGUUGAUUGUAUUUUUUUACUGGUUGUGGGAAGGGGAAAAUAAAGAUAAUCAAACCCAAAAGGAGUGUGUCGCUUUCUAUUAUAUGGAAAUAAGGACCUCCUGGGUCUAUUAGCUAAUAAUGUUAGGCCAUUUCCCUUACUUAAUGUCAUUAUUCAUGACCAGGGCCAGUGACAUAAUUUGUGAGGCCCCUUGUUCCAAAAGCAGGGGGAAAGGCCAUUAGAGGUAUUAACAAUAUAAAGCUUUCCUUUCUUCCGUGAUCUCUCUCUCAUCUUAAAAUUUUGCUAUUUGCAGA
Messenger RNA from Pteropus alecto (black flying fox), 4353 nucleotides. It is a transcript of the gene SLC34A2, whose product is annotated as solute carrier family 34 member 2. Gene Ontology annotation, biological process: intracellular phosphate ion homeostasis; sodium-dependent phosphate transport. The record is from RefSeq and is a predicted model, not a curated record. The transcript has 14 exons. Bases 189 to 2309 code for a protein of 706 amino acids. Gene Ontology annotation, molecular function: sodium:phosphate symporter activity. Lineage: Eukaryota; Metazoa; Chordata; Mammalia; Chiroptera; Pteropodidae. Gene Ontology annotation, cellular component: vesicle; brush border; apical plasma membrane.